Closterium sp. NIES-65 is the source of this 3033-nucleotide messenger RNA. The record is from the annotation of a GenBank genome assembly. Lineage: Eukaryota; Viridiplantae; Streptophyta; Zygnematophyceae; Desmidiales; Closteriaceae.
AUGAACCCUGACUUGCAAGGGCUCAAGGCGUCGGAGCCACACAGCGGCUGGCGGCAGGAGGAUGGCCCUGCGGUCCACCACACACCCUCCAGCCUCCGCAAGUGCUCCAGCGGCCAGCGGAAACGGCGGGCCACAGGGGAUGCUGGAGCGGGCGAGGGAGGGAAGAUUGUCGAGCGGAGGAGAUCGGGUUCAGGCAACGGGAGAGAGGGGGGCGGAGGGAGAACGCAUGAGGGCGAGGGCGAGGGCAGGGGUGGGGGAAGGGGGCGGGGCAAGGCGCAGAAGACAUGGGUGGACGAGUUUGAGCUGGAGGAUAUCCCCGUGGUGCGCAAGGUAACCCGCAUGCUGGAUGGCGGCGCUGCUGCGCGGCACGUGCUGGAUGGCGUGGUGGACCGCUGCGCGCAGAUGCUCAACAUCCGUGAAGCCAUCCUCAGCUACCGCCGCGCCUUCAACAUGCAGGACGCGGAUGCGCGCACGAGGCAGAGUGCUCUGAGCCGCGGUGCGGAGUUCCUGGAGCGCUACGUCAUGCUCAUCGCCUUCGCCUCCUACCUCUCCUCGCCUCUCUUCCGCCCCGCCGCCCCCUCCCUCUGGCCGCGCUCCUCCUCCUCCUCCUCUUCCUCUCUGCCCUCCAUCCCCCCCUCCUCCUCACACACCGCCCUGCCCCGCCUCUGCCCCUCGCUGCCUGCUGCCACCAGCUCCUCUCUCACCGCUGCCACUGGUGAGGCUGCACGCUCAGAUGCAGGGGAGGAUGGUGCAGAGAAAGAGAGAGCAGAAGAGCAAGGUGGGGGGCGGAGUGAGCCAAAGCAGGCCAAGGUUAAUGGAGAAGGAGAGGGGGAAGUGGAGGCGGUGAGCUUCAAGGCGUGGCUGAAGCGGCGGCCGGAGAUCCGGCAGAUGAAGUGGGGCCUGCGCUUGCGCCCUGCCCGCCUCUUCACCAUUCCGGAGGUGGGCGUGCGGCUGCGAGACAGCGAUGCGAGCGCCAGCGGGGCAGCGGGGGCGGGGGAGGAGAGGGAGGCGGAGGAUGCAGUGUUGCGGGCGCGGCGAGGGGCAGUGCUGGGGCGCGGGUCCAUCCUGAAGCUCUCUCUCUUCCCCGGGCUGCAGCCGUCCGCGCUCAACUACUCCAUCCAGAUCCCCCACGUCCCCAACUACUUCGAGGCCCCAGGGUAUCCAGUGCACAGCAUGGCAACACCCACGGUUCAGGGCGCACAGGCCGUGCUCGCCCACCUGGGCGCCGUGCCACAGCCCAAGCCACCACCCUCCACAACACCAGCCGACGGCACCGCUGGUGGCGAGGGCGAGACUGGGAGGGGGAGCGGGGAGCGGGAUGCAAAUGGGGAGGGGGAAGGGGGAGGGGAGGCGGAUGGGAAGGCGGAAAAGAGGGAAGGGGCGGAGGUGGAUGGAAAGGGGGGGCCGAGGGGGGAAGCGGAGGUGGUGAUAGUGGACCUGCGCGAGGAGGCGGUGGUGUACGUGCAUGGCAAGCCCUUUGUGCUGCGCGACGGUGACCAGCCCGCUGCUGCCCUCAAGCACGUGGGCAUCGCCGGUGGUGCUGUGGUGGCCAUGGAGGAGCGGCUCAAGGCAGACAUCCUGCAGGAGGCUGCUCGGUGCGGCGGCAUGGUGCUGCUGCACAAAGAGAGGCCCAGAGAGGGGCACGUGCUGCAGGGCGGGAGCAAGGGUGUGGACGCGGGUGGCAGUGAGAAUGCGGUUGAUGGAACUGCUUCUGCUGCUGGGGGAAGUGGCGGUGUGGAGAGUGGCUCUGCUCCUGCCGUUGCUGCUGGUGUCACGGUCAGUGGUGCCACUGCUGCAGAUGGCGCUGCAGAUGGCGCUGUUGCUGCUUUGCCUUCUGCUGCUGCAGAUGACAGCACUGGUGCACAGCACACGGCAGGCAGCACAGCUGCUGACCCGCCUGCAUCAGGUGCCGCUGUGCCGGUGGGCCCCACGGAGAUCAUCGGCGUGUGGCGUGCGGUGGGGCCGGAUGACGUGAAGACGCCAGCACAGGUGUACGGCGAGCUGAGGGAGCAGCAAGGGUACCUCGUGGACUACCGGCGCAUCCCCCUCACGCGGGAGAGAGUCCCCGUGGCCUCCGAUGUCGAUGCGCUGCAGCUCUACAUUCAACGUCGCCUCCUUCAUUCCUUUCUCGACCCCUCCCUGCUCCCCACACUGUUCCCCACAACUCCCUGUCACCCUCAUCUCACCGGCCCGCAUCCCACCCACCUCACGCGGUCCACCACCCUGCACCCCACCACACUGCACCCCACCACACUGCACCCCACCACCCUGCACCCCGCCACCAUGCACCCCACCGCUCUGCACCCCACCACCCCGCACCCCGCCACCAUGCACCCCACCGCUCUGCACCCCACCACCCUGCACCCCACCAGCCGAGGCCCCAACGUGAAGUUCCUGUUUGUGUCGCACACGGGCUACGGCGCGAUUGCAUACGCCAUGGCCCUCACGUGCCUGCACCUGCAGGCCACCACUCUCCCCUCGCCUGCUCCCCACGCCCCCUCUGCCGCCCCCUCAUCACCCACCGCUGCUGCCACAUCACCCACCACCCUCGCCAAGCCUGCUGCUACUUCAUCCAUUCCGGUCCCCAAGGCUGGCGGCGGUGGGGGGGGGAAGGGGGAGUAUCGAAACGUGCUGCAGCUGGAGCGGGUGCUGGUGAAGGGGCCGCACUGCAAGCGACUUGUGGAUGCCGUCGCUCACAGGCUGCUGGCGGUGGGGCGGAUAGUGGAGGACGCGGGGGAGUACAGGAGGGCGGUGGAGGCGGUGCAGGGGGACAACACGGUGGAUCGCGACAGGCGGGCGGCACUCACUGACAUGGGCCUCAAGGCGCUCAGGCGCUACUGUUACCUCAUAGUCUACCGUUCCUACCUCUUCUCCAGGGCAUCUGCCAGCGGUGCUGUCAGCAGCAAGGGCAAGGCAGUGGUGGAGGCAGGGGGGGGCAAGGGAGGAGCAGGGGGCAGUGGGGAGUCGUUUGGCGCGUGGGUGGCGCAGCGGCCGGAAAUAGAGCACAUGCUACAGCACCUGGUGCUGGAGUGA